Chrysochloris asiatica (Cape golden mole) is the source of this 234-nucleotide messenger RNA. RefSeq names its product surfactant associated 2 (gene SFTA2). The record is from RefSeq and is a predicted model, not a curated record. NCBI's taxonomy places the organism in Eukaryota, Metazoa, Chordata, Mammalia, Afrosoricida, Chrysochloridae. The transcript is spliced from 3 exons. The coding region runs from base 1 to 234 and encodes 77 amino acids.
AUGGGGACUGCGCUGCCCCUUUUCCUCCUCCUGCCCCUACUCAGCAGUUCACAUGAAACAGGACCAGGUAUGACUUUGCAACUGAGGCUGAAGGAGUCUUUUCCACAAAAUUCCUAUGACUCCAGCUUCCUGGUCUUGCUUGAGAAGCUCUGCCUGCUCCUCCAGCUCCCCCCAGGGACCAAUGUUACCCUCCACCAUGCAAGAUCCUCCCAGCACAUCACCUGCAAAGCCUGA